AUGGCUAGGAAAGUUGCCAUUUGCACAUUAUUAUACUCACGGGACUAUCUGCCUGGUGCCUUGACUUUGGCGUAUCAAUUGCAGAGACUCUUGAAGUCUACCGUAGUGGAAAGCCAGAUAACCGUAUGUCUACUGGUUGCAAGAGGGUUGUUUAAGAAUGAGUUCAGCGCCCAGGAAACGGCCUUGAUAAGAAGUCUUUUCAAAGAAGUUAUUACCAUUGAACCGUUACAGGAUCAAGAAAAGAGUGUAGAAAAUAAUAAGGAAAAUCUUGAGCUAUUGAAAAGGCCAGAACUGGCUUUUACUUUACUUAAAGCCAGGUUAUGGGAACUGGUGCAGUUCGAUCAGGUUUUGUUUUUGGAUGCAGACACUUUACCCCUGGACAAGGAGUUUUUCAAUAUUCUGGAAUUAUAUCCGGAACAGACAAGGUUCCAAAUUGCCGCUGUUCCAGAUAUCGGAUGGCCCGACAUGUUUAAUACCGGUGUACUAUUACUGAUUCCCGAUCUGGAAGUGGCAAGGAGUUUACAGGAUUUCCUGGUCAAGACUGUAUCGAUUGAUGGUGCCGAUCAAGGUAUCUUCAACCAGUUUUUCAAUCCCGUUUGCAAUUACAGCAGGGAAGUUUUGCAUAAGAUAUCUCCGCUCGUGGAGUGGAUACGACUUCCCUUUAUCUAUAAUGUGACAAUGCCCAACUACGGAUACCAGUCUUCACCCGCGAUGAGUUUUUUCCAACAACAUAUCAAACUGGUUCACUUCAUUGGAACGUUUAAACCAUGGUCACACACUACAUCUGACUAUGAGGACCGCUAUCACCAACUAUGGAGAAACGCACAUUGUGAUCUUUACAGCGAGUACCACUUGAGUAAUUACUUCACGCAUUUGCAACUGGGCAAUGUUGAAACAGACACAUAUUUCGAUCACGAGACUCCGUCUCUCAGCAUACUGCUAAAUCAAAAUACCAGGAGGAAACAGACUAAGGUUGAACCCGAUGUAGCGACCCAAAUAGAUCUCAACUCCCCACAAGAGGCGGCUAUAGAAGAAGAUCACCAAGCACCCCCAAUUUCUGUACCUCAAUCAGCCUUCAAAUUCGAUUGGGAAGACACGGACUAUUUAGACCGUGUCCAAAGAGCAUUUCCAGGGUCCGAUGCCUGA
This is a messenger RNA of Saccharomyces kudriavzevii IFO 1802, 1146 nucleotides long. RefSeq names its product glycogenin glucosyltransferase GLG2 (gene GLG2). The transcript has a single exon. The coding region runs from base 1 to 1146 and encodes 381 amino acids. The record is from RefSeq and is a predicted model, not a curated record. Gene Ontology annotation, molecular function: glycosyltransferase activity. Gene Ontology annotation, cellular component: cytoplasm. NCBI's taxonomy places the organism in Eukaryota, Fungi, Ascomycota, Saccharomycetes, Saccharomycetales, Saccharomycetaceae.